UGUUGCGGGCUGGGCCGCGGCUAGUGGACUUUUCCCCGCCGUCGCCACGGUGGCCCUCGCGUCCUCUGAUCUGCGAUAGCCAUGCUCCCCAACACCGGGAAGCUAGCAGGAUGUACGCUUUUUAUCACAGGGGCAAGCCGUGGCAUUGGCAAAGCGAUUGCAUUAAAAGCGGCAAAGGAUGGAGCAAAUAUCGUCAUUGCUGCAAAGACGACCAGUGCCCACCCCAAACUCCCAGGCACAAUCUAUACUGCAGCUGAAGAAAUUGAAGCAGCUGGAGGAAAGGCCUUGCCGUGCAUUGUUGACGUGAGAGAUGAACAGCAAAUCAGUAAUGCAGUGGAGAAAGCGGUUGAAAAAUUUGGAGCAUAUACUAUUGCUAAGUAUGGUAUGUCGAUGUGUGUACUGGGAAUGGCAGAAGAAUUUAAAGGUGAAAUUGCAGUCAAUGCAUUAUGGCCUAGAACAGCCAUCCACACUGCUGCGAUGGACAUGUUGGGAGGAUCUGGAAUUGAAAGCCAAUGUAGAAAAGUUGAUAUCAUUGCGGAUGCUGCAUAUUCCAUUUUCAAAAAGCCAAAAAAUUUUACUGGCAACUUUAUCAUUGAUGAAAAUAUCUUAAAAGAAGAAGGAAUAAAAAAUUUUGAUGUCUAUGCAAUUAAACCAGGCCAUCCUUUGUUACCAGAUUUCUUCUUAGAUGAACUCCCUGAUGAAGUUACCAAGAAAAUGGAAUCGCAUGGUGCUGUUCCAGCCUUCAAAGAAGGAAAGCAGGACACCAAAUCCAGGCAACGCUCGGGACCCGUGGAAGAAACGUUUAGAAUUGUCAAGGAGUCUCUCAGUGAUGACGUUGUGAACGCCACUCAGGCAGUCUAUCAGUUUGAGCUCUCAGGUGACGAUGGAGGAACCUGGUUUCUUGAUCUCAAAAGCAAGGGUGGCAGUGUUGGAUUCGGAGAACCUGCUGAGCGGGCCGAUGUGGUGAUGAGUAUGUCUACUGAAGAUUUUGUAAAAAUGUUUUCUGGGAAACUAAAGCCAACAAUGGCAUUCAUGUCAGGGAAACUAAAGAUCAAAGGUAACAUGGGCCUAGCAAUCAAAUUGGAGAAGCUGAUGAAUCAGAUGGACGCCAAACUGUGAAGGCAAAGGGAAGGAAAGACCCGACCACUGAGUUCAACAAGUAAAAAUGCUCAACCGUUCAACAUCUAAAGCUUGAUUUCUUUCCUGUUGAAGUGUAAGGAUAUAUGCAUGUUUAUCUUAAAAAAAUAGAAUUCCUAUAUCUGUUAAACUUGAAAUUGUAAUUGAAACAAGCAGCUAAUAAAACAUAACCUUCAUUAAGUGGA
Molecule: messenger RNA, 1322 nt
Organism: Echinops telfairi (small Madagascar hedgehog)
Lineage: Eukaryota; Metazoa; Chordata; Mammalia; Afrosoricida; Tenrecidae
Gene: HSDL2
Product: hydroxysteroid dehydrogenase like 2
Exons: 9
Coding region: 82-1119 (345 amino acids)
Cellular component (GO): mitochondrion
Source: RefSeq, a predicted model, not a curated record